Capsella rubella is the source of this 1056-nucleotide messenger RNA. RefSeq names its product prosaposin. Gene Ontology annotation, biological process: lipid metabolic process. The transcript has 6 exons. Lineage: Eukaryota; Viridiplantae; Streptophyta; Magnoliopsida; Brassicales; Brassicaceae. The record is from RefSeq and is a predicted model, not a curated record. Bases 180 to 821 code for a protein of 213 amino acids.
ACGUGGUUGGAUAAUUGCUUCUAGCGUGAGAACACCUUCUUCGAUUACGCAAUCCCGACCAAUUCGACGAAUCUGGUAACUCGUUCCUUCUUCUUCUUCUUCUCCAACUCCACCAGAUUCUUCUAUAUACCAAUCAUUUGCUAAGUUUUUUUCUGAAAAAAUAAAAAGAAGAAGGAAUCAUGAGUCUCAGAGCUGGAACAUUGGUUCUUCUCUUGUUGGGUUUGAUCUUUGUUUCUGAGGCUAGAUCUUUCGUUGACUCCACCCUCUCUGAGCAAGUUUCUAAUAAGGAAGACGUUUGCACUCUGUGUGAGGAAUAUGUGACUGAUGCUCUCACCUACCUUGAGAAAAAUGUCACACAAGCCGAGAUCAUCGAGAAUCUUCAUGAACGGUGUUCCCAACUGCGUGGAUUUUCGCAGCAGUGCAUAACUUUGGUUGAUUACUAUGUUCCUCUCUUCUUCUUACAACUGGAGUCGUUUCAACCUCACUAUUUCUGCAAGAGGAUGAAUCUUUGUGGCAGAGUGGUUACUCUUGUAGAAGACGUACGUCAGGACAGUUGCGGUGUAUGCCACAGGACUGUUUCUGAGAUUCUUAUUAAACUUCAAGAUCCUGACAUACAGCUGGAUAUCGUUGAAAUGCUUCUCAAGGGAUGCAAAUCGUUCAAGAACUACGAGAAGAAGUGCAAGAAGUUGGUGUUCGAGUAUGGACCCCUGAUCCUAGUAAAUGCAGAGGAAUUCCUAGUGAAAAACGACAUCUGCACACUUUUACGGGCGUGUCCAGCUGAGAAAUCGGUUCUCAGGCAGCCAGCGUUGGCGGAUUCUUGAAAUGUUAGAAAGAUGCCGUAAUAAAAUUUAAACACGUGCUGCUUCAUAAGAAUUGUUGCAGACUUGGUUACUGUCUAUAUGUAUUGAUGGAUUCAAACACAACCAUGAAAAAUGUCUGUUUGCGUUUGUGUAUAUAAGGAUCGCUACAAGAAUUGACUCUAUCAUGUAUUCUAUUGAAUCCCUUUUAAGGUUUUGUUAAACUGAUUACAAUAAUCUUCUGUGUGGUUUUUUCUGA